Molecule: messenger RNA, 2399 nt
Organism: Setaria italica (foxtail millet)
Lineage: Eukaryota; Viridiplantae; Streptophyta; Magnoliopsida; Poales; Poaceae
Exons: 11
Coding region: 117-1988 (623 amino acids)
Source: RefSeq, a predicted model, not a curated record
ACCUCUCCGUCCCCCCUUUCGUUCCUGCAUUUAACAUCGGUGUGGGAAACCCUAGAUCAGAUCGGGGUCGUAUUUGCAUCCGGGAGGCGCCGCAAAUUUGGACCCAGGCCACGACCAUGGAGUCCCACGGCUACCCUUCAGCGGGGCGUCUCAACGAGCUGGUCGUGGCGAAUCCCAGGAAAGAAGAUGUGGCGGAACGCAGCAAAGAAGAGUCGGAAAGGAAGUAUUUUAGUCGUCUCAUCAAACAGAUGGAGAUGCAGAAACAGAUAGAGAUGGAGAUGAAGGAGGAAGGGAAACAGAUGCAGAUGGAGGAAGAGGAGUACUUUAUGCCGAAGCCAAAGAUUGUCAAGUACCAUGAUCUCUUGGAGAAAUUAUGGGGAUGGGACAGACUGCUACCAAAGGCGACUUCCGUGUCUUUGUCUGUCUAUAUCACAUACCUUGAAGAGUAUCACCGUCGCAAUGUGCACGCAGUUACUACGGACACGAGCAUAUCUGCUCUCGCUGAGACUUGUCUCAGCAAUGAGAAGCAACUUGUAUCUGAGUUGAAGCUCUGGGUGACACGUGAACAGGAGACGAGCUUGAUGAUACGGAGAUCAAUCAUUCUGAGUUGCCUGAUCCAGGAGCAUGCACGCUCAGUGGUCCACACAGCAGAUAAAAGCAGCUUUUCUGAUGUUUCUGGUGCGGCUUUGUUGUGUAUUGCCAAGGAGGCUGGCCUGACGUGUGAGUUGCUGAGGCGUGGCGCUGAUCCCAUUGAUGAUUAUUUAAUCAACCAGGGCAGAGUGAUACGCUCGUGUGCCUUGAGCCUAAUGAACUGCACUUCUGUUUAUUCCUCUGCUGCUAUGUUGGGUAUGGCGAAGGAGGCUGAAAUGAUGUGUAUGUGGAUGCUUAAAAAUAACAAGCCUGUUGAUUUCUAUGAUGAUCCCAUACCUCGUGAGAUUCGAGACAGACACACAGUCCGGUCCGGUACCUUGAAUUUUAUGGUCCGCAUACUAGAAAAGUCUUCUGCUGAGCACAAGAUUGAUAAGGAAGAACCUGCUAGUAGAAGUGGUCCUCGUGGUGAUGGGUAUGGCAUUGCUGUUGAUGGAGCAGCAAACACCACAAGGGGCAGCAUGGAAGAAGGUUUUUGGGAGAAACUAUGGGGUUGGGAAAGGCUGGUCCCACUAUGCAGUUAUGCUAAGUGGUCUGACUAUGGCCGAUAUCUUGAGGAGUAUUACAAACACAAUGCUAAUGAGUUUGUUGCUGCUGCUGCUGCCAAGAAUCCACAAAAUACCAAUACUACUGAUAUGGGUGCUGCUGUUGCCAAAGUCUGUCUCAAGAUGGAGGAGGAACUCCUGCGGUGUAGCCUGGAUGACUCCAGCACUAUCAUUGAGAGUAGCCUGAUCAAGGACCGUGCACUUAAAAUCUGUGGCACCAGGGAUAUUCCUUCUAUUGUUGCUUUUGUGUGUAUUAAAGAGGAGGCUGACCUGAUGUGUGAGCUGCUGAAGCAUGGUGCUAAGCCUUCUGAUGACAUCAUCCAGCUGAGCAGCGUGAUCCGCAUGUGCGCCUUGAGCCUUGUGUACCUCAGAGAACCCCAAUCUAUUGCUUCCGCCGCUGCAAUGGUGGGUAUGGCAAAUGAGGCUAAAAGGAUGUGUGAUUGGAUGAAGAGAGAGAACAGGCUUAUUACCUUAAGCUUGCCUCAGCCUCGUGAGCUCCACCGGAGCUGCGUGAUCCGGAUGAAAGCCUUGGAUGUUAUGACCAGAAUGUUGCAUGAGUGUUUCUUUUCUUCCUCCAAGCCAAAUACUGUUCGCACUGCCGCAACCUCGGGCCAUCCUGAUGCUCUUCCAGAAGAAGGCGCCAGCUCCCAGGCUUCAGUCGAAGACUCGCCCAAGCCCAAGCGCCGGCGCAAGCCCAACAAACCUGAUGCUCUUCCAGAAGAAGGCGCCGGCUCCCAGGCUUCAGUCGAAGACUCGCCCAAUCCCAAGCGCCGGCCCAAUCCCAUCAAGACUUAAGCUGGCCCAGAAUGGGAAGUCUAGCUAUAAGAUGUAGCGACUAGUGAGUGCGUCUGAGUCUGUAUCCAACAAGGAACUCCUGAAUUCAAACUGAAUCAUUCCUCCUACCUGCUCCUUCCUCCCUGCUCUCUUUUCCCCAUUGCUCGUGCUGCUAACAAAUACUCACCGUAGCUGUGACUAAUUUUUCUUUUUUUUCCCCAGCCUUUUCAUUUCUGGACAUCUGUUAUUGUAUUUGUACUGGUUCACAUACUAGUCAUGUUUGGCACAAUGUUCUUGUCUGGUAUGCUAGAGCCAAGAAACAUUUAGGCCCCCUUUCGAAUAUAGGAGAAACAUAGGAAAAAUAUAGAAUUGAGUUCCUUAGUGUUAUUUUCUUAUUGUCUCCUCGCUUGAACAAGGAGGGCAAUUAUGAGA